Rotaria sordida is the source of this 3585-nucleotide messenger RNA. NCBI's taxonomy places the organism in Eukaryota, Metazoa, Rotifera, Eurotatoria, Philodinida, Philodinidae. The record is from the annotation of a GenBank genome assembly.
AUGGCAGUCAGUAUGUUUUCAAUUUUAUUAAUUAGUUAUUUAAUAUUAACUAUAAAUAGUUUUUCAAUUGAUAUAAUUGAAAAUGAUUUAAAUAAUUCAAUUGAAAAAAUUCUUCUUAUUAAUGAAAAUUUAUAUGUUGGUUCUCAUUUAAUCGUUCGUUUAUCUGUAAUAAAAUGGCCAUCAAAUAUAAGUAUUGCUACUAUAUCAGAAUUUACAUUUUAUAAUUGUUCAUCAUAUUCAUCAUGUAUAUCAUGUCGAACUGAAAUUGGUUGUCAAUGGUGUUCACAACGAUGUUCAUCAAUAUGUACAGAAACAUUAUCACAAUGUUCAUCAUUUGAUUUAUUAAAUUCUUCAAAUAAUUUUCUUGAAUCUAAUCAAUCUAUUGAAAUUCCAUUAAAAUUUGAUUUUAUUCAAUAUGAUAAUCAAAUUGAAUGCCGUUUAAAUGAAACUAUACGUGGUUUAGUUAAUUCAAAUAAUAUUUGUUUUAUUUCAAAAAUUCCACAAAUAAAUACUGAAAAUGAACAAAUUAGUUAUUUAACUAUUUAUCAAAAUAAUAUAUUAAUUGGUAAUCCAAUAAAAAUGUUUAUUUAUAAUUGUAAUCUUUAUGAUACAUGUUAUAAAUGUAAUUUACGUUCAAAAUGUAUAUGGUGUCAAGGACAAUGUUUAACAAAAUCAAAAAAUAAAUGUUUAAUUAAUGAACAAUGUACAUCAUUACGUAUAAAUGAUUUUUCACCUAAAUUAAUACCAUUAUAUGGUAAAACAAUAAUUAAUAUUUAUUUAAAUGAAUAUAUUAAUGAAGAAAUUCUUGAAAUUUUACUUAUUGAUAUACCAUGUUUAUUAAUUAAUUCAACAAAUAUAAUUCAAUGUCAAUCACAAAUAACAAAUUUAACACGUAAAGGACAAAUAAGUAUACGUUUUUCAAAUUCAAUAUAUAUUUUAUCAAAAGAUUAUAUUGAAUAUUGUCAAACAUCAAUUAUUUCUAUAAAUCCAAAUAUUGUUUAUGAAUUUGGUGGACAAAUUUUUUAUAUUAAUGGAGAAAAUUUAUUUAUUGGUAAUGAACAAAAAAUUUUUUUUAAUAAUUAUCAAUGUAUACAAAUAAAACAAAUAUCAAUAAAUACUUUAUCAUGUCGUUUACCUUCAAUGAUAUCAAAAAUUUAUAAUAUAACAUUAAAAAUAGAUAAUCAAUUAAUAAAUAUUGAACAAAAAUUGAAAGUAACACCAAAUCCAAUUGUUCAAGAUAUUGAUCCAACGAUUAGUUUUGCAAGUGGUGGACGUUUAAUAACUGUUCGUGGAAUGUAUUUUGGAUCCGCUCAAACAAUCACUGUAAAAUUUUCUUAUAGAAAAUGGAAUGAAAAAUUAAAAAUAAAUUCAAAUGAUAUAUUAUCAAUAGAAGAUGGAUUAAUUUCAUCAUUUAAUUUUCGUACAUUAGGUAUUCCAUCAUCAUCAAAUGAAUUUCCAUCACCACCAUUAGAUGUUAAUUUUUCAAUUUAUUUUGAUGAUUCAAUUAUUUCAUUAACAAAUAUAAUUCAAUUUCAUUAUAUUUCUGAUGUUUUAUUAAAUCUAUCAUCUAUUCCACCAACUUUACCUUAUAUAGGCGAAGAAUUAAAAUUACAGGUAGAAAAUUUAACAGAAGCUGCAUCAAUGUCAGAUAUCCAAUUAUUCAUUGGAUGUUCAGAAUGUAAACUUAAAACAUUUACAUCAAAAGGUAUUACAUGUCAACCACCAACAAAAUUAAUAACAAAUAUAGCAAUUAUUCUUAACAAUCAACAACAAAAAGAUGAUUGUACAUUAUUCAAUUCUUCAAUUGGUCCAAUUCGUUUUCGUAUUGGUUAUCGUGAACAUUUAAUUGGUUAUUUAUCAUAUACUCGAUCAUUAUCUAGAAAAUAUUCAAUAUCAACAAAAAUAUCUCUUAUAUUUACUAGUUGUCUUUUAACAAUAGCAAUAUUAAGUCUUAGUCUUUAUCUAUAUUAUAAACAUAUUGAAAAAUCAAAAUUACAAACAAAUUCUUUAUCAACUAAAAAUAAUCUUAAUCAAAAUGAAAAACAAUUUUGGUCAACUGAUACAUCUGCAUCAACAGUUCCUUAUUAUCAAGUAUAUGAACAAAUACCAUCUUUAUCAUCACAUGAUAAUACAUUAAUACGAGCACCAUUACUUCUAUGUCCAUAUUAUCAAGAAAAACGUUGUACACCACCAAUUAUGGAACAAUUACAAAUGAGUUUAUCAUUUUUAACAACAAUAUCUAUAGAAGAUGAUCAAUUAAAAACACUUUUAUUUGAAAAAGAUCAAAAAUUUUCUUCAACAAAAUAUCGUCCAUCAAUGGAAUUAUUUUAUGAUUUACUUAAUAUGAAAUCAUUUUCACAAGUAUUUAUUGAUCAAUUAAUUGAAUAUAAUUCAAAUGAUUUAAUUGAUUCUUAUGUUUAUCUAUUUCGUUAUUAUCCUUUAAAUUUUAAAUUAUUUUCAUUAAAACGUGAAACAUUAUUUCUUAAAUUUUUUUCAAAUCUUUUUCUUCAAUCAAAAAAUGAUUUAAUUAAUAAAUUUCAUUUAUUUGAUGAUUUUUUACGUAUAUUAAUUGAUUUAAUAGAUUCAUCACCAUGUGAUGAAUUAUUAAAUCGUUCAUCACGUUCAAUAUCAUCAUUAACAUUAUUAUUAAAUAAUAUAUCAUAUUAUUCAUAUGAAUUAAAAAUAAAUUAUGAAAAUUUAUUUCAUUUUCAUAUUAAUGUUCUUGAUUGUGAUACAAUUAAUAAAUUAAAACAAAAAAUAAUUCAUUAUUUAAAUUCAAAUGAAAAUACAAAUCGUUUAAUUGAAUAUGAUGAAAUUGAUUUAAUAAUACCAUUAUUAAAUUCAUCUUUAUAUACAGAACAAAUUCCAAUAUUAAAAAAUUCUUUAAUUAAUUCAACAAUUUAUUGUCAAAAAAAACUUAUAGUAAAAAAACAAACAAAUAAUUAUCAUUAUCAUUUAUUUAAAGAAAAUCAAUUAAUUUAUGAUCAAAAUUUAAUUGAAGAAAAAUUAAAAGAAAAUAAAUAUCGUUUACAACAAAUUUUUAUUUAUUUUUAUCAACAAAUUAUAAAUGGUUUAGAUUUAUUUUUCAUUUUUGAAAAUGAAUUUAUUCAAGAAAAUAAUCAAAUUUUAUUUCAACAAUAUAUUCAAUUGGUAAGUGACUUUAUUCGACGUUUAAAUCGUUUAAUGUUAUGUCGUUCAACAUGUCCAAUAAUCGAAUCAUGUUUAAAUGUUAUUGCAGAUGGAUUAGAAUUUAUAUUUGAUACUAAAACAGAAUUUUCAUCAGAAAUUGAAUUAUUAUUUAUGGAUGAUAAAAAAUAUUUUUCAUCAUUUAAUAAAAAUAAUUUUCAUAUGUCUUCAUCAAAUCAAUAUAAUUCGCAAUUUUCAUCAACUGAUAUUCGAUCCAUAAUACUUAAUGAUGAUAUUGCAAUUGAAUGUCUUUUUAAACUUUAUCAAUUUUAUGAAUUAUAUAGUGAAUCUAUUAAUCAACAUAUUGGAAAAAAUCAUGUCAGUGUAUUGUUACCUGUUCAUCAUCUUCUUGUACAAAUUCGCCAAUUACUUCAGUCAGAUAAUACAACGCUCAUUUAA